CCGGCCGCCCUGGCCAUGGCGUUCUCGGAGCUCCUGGAGCGAGCUGGGGGCGUGGGCCUCUUCCAGACCCUGCAGGUGCUCACCCUCCUCCUCGCCUCCGUCCUCCUGCCCUCCCACAUGCUCCUGGACAACUUCUCGGCAGCCCCCCCGGGCCACCGCUGCCGGGCCCACAUGCUGGACAGCAGCUCUGAGGCCCCCGCGAACCUCACGCGGGAGGCCCUUCUGCUCAUUUCCAUCCCACGGGGCCCCAACCAGGAGCCCCAGCCGUGUCGCCGCUUCCGCCACCCACAGUGGCAGCUCCUGGCGCCCAAUGCCACGGCCACCAACUGGAGCGAGGCUGCUACGGAGCCGUGCGUGGACGGCUGGGUCUACGACCGCAGCACCUUCACCUCCACCGUCGUGGCCGAGUGGGGCCUGGUGUGCGGCCGCCAGGGCCUGAAGCCCGUGGGCCAGGCUGUCUUCAUGGCCGGGAACCUGCUGGGCGCCCUGGCCUGGGGCCUCCUCUCCUGCUGGUUUGGGCGGAAGUCCAUGCUGAGCUGGUGCUGCCUACAGGUGGCCCUGGCCAACACCAGCGCCAUCUUUGCCCCCAAUUUCCUCGUCUAUUGUGGCCUCCGGUUUCUGAAUGCCUUCGGAUUGGCCGGCAUCAUCCUGACCUCGACGACGCUCAUGGUGGAGUGGACCACCACCCGCAGGAGGGCGGUCACCAUGACGAUCCUGGGAUGCACCUACUGCACAGGCCAGAUGAUCCUGGGUGGUCUGGCCUUCGCUCUGCGGGACUGGCGAGCCCUCCAUCUGGCCACGUCGGCGCCCUUCUUUGCCAUCUUCCUGAUAUCCUUGUGGCUGCCGGAGUCCGCACGCUGGCUCAUCAUCACGGGCAAACCAGAGCGAGCGCUUGAGGAACUGAAAAAGGUGGCCAGGAUAAACGGCCACAGGGAGGCCAAGAAGGCCCUGACCAUAGAGGUGCUGAUGUCCAGCAUGGAGGAGGAGGUGGCCUCUGCGAAGGCCCGCCCGUCGCUGCUGGACCUGUUCCGCGUGCCCGUUCUCCGCCGGAGAAGCUGCUGUCUGUUAGUGGUGAACUUCUCCCACAUGAUCUCCUACUACGGGCUGGUCUUCGACCUGCAGAACCUGGGGCGGGACAUCUUCCUCCUCCAGGUCCUCUUCGGGGCCGUGGACUUCCUGGGCCGGGCCACCAGCAACGUCUUGCUCAGGUUCUUCGGCCGCCGCGUGGUCCUGGCCAGCGCCCAGGCCCUGGGAGGCCUCUCCAUCCUGGCCAACGUGCUGGUCCCACCAGAGAUGAGGCCCCUGCGCUCAGCCCUGGCCCUGCUGGGGCUCGGGUCGAUAGGGGUGGCCUUCACCUGCAUCUCCAUCUACACGGGGGAGCUCUUCCCCACCGUGCUCAGGAUGACCGCCGUGGGCCUGGGCCAGAUGUCGGCCCGAGGGGGGGCCAUCCUGGGGCCCCUGGUCCGGCUGCUGGGUGUGCACCACCCCUCCCUGCCCCUGCUGGUGUACGGGGCGGUGCCGGUGCUGAGCGGCCUGACCGCGCUGCUGCUGCCCGAGACCCAGCACCUCCCGCUGCCCGACACCAUCCAGGAUGUGCAGAACCAGUCAGGAAAGAAGGCAGCACACGGUGCCCGGGGGCCUGCUGUCCUGAAAUCCACGGAGUUUUAGGUUCCUGAGAGCCUGCGAGGGGCCGGGAGGAGCCUGCUGUCCUCCGCUGACAGGAGGAGAGCAAAGGCCUGGAUUUCCAGGGGGUCCGGGGACUGCCCCUCCAGCCAGCCCUGCUCUCACCGAGGAGCCGCCUUCAACACAGAAAGGGCAAAGGCUGGUUUGAUUGGCAGGAGGCCACUUAACCUUCACUCGCGGGUGCCAAGAGGAGCGAGGCCGGGCCCGGGGGACGGGCCAGCCUGUCGCUCCCAGCUGCCCUCUUGCUGCCCGGGCUCAGCGGGCUCCGAGGGGAUCGCCACCCGUGUCAAAGCCUCCCAGCUUCUCACCCAGCCCGAGGGCUCUCAGUGAUGGCAU
This is a messenger RNA of Myotis davidii, 2019 nucleotides long. RefSeq names its product solute carrier family 22 member 11. Bases 16 to 1668 code for a protein of 550 amino acids. The record is from RefSeq and is a predicted model, not a curated record. Gene Ontology annotation, cellular component: membrane. Gene Ontology annotation, molecular function: transmembrane transporter activity. The transcript has 10 exons. NCBI's taxonomy places the organism in Eukaryota, Metazoa, Chordata, Mammalia, Chiroptera, Vespertilionidae. Gene Ontology annotation, biological process: transmembrane transport.